ACGAGAUUUGUGAAGUCCGGGGUUUUCAUUCAUCAGUCCGAGCGCAUUUACAGGCUAGACAAUGGCCACUCCGGAUGUGCGGCUCAAUCAUACAAUCUACAUCAACAACUUGAAUGAGAAAAUUAAGAAAGAUGAGUUGAAAAAGUCGCUGUACGCCAUCUUCUCACAGUUCGGACAGAUUUUGGACAUCUUGGUUGCCCGAAAUGUGAAGAUGAAGGGUCAGGCCUUUGUUAUUUUCAAAGAGGUUAACAGCGCUUCCAAUGCACUGAGAUCGAUGCAGGGAUUUCCUUUCUACGACAAACCCAUGCGUAUCCAGUAUGCCAAGACAGACUCAGACAUUAUAGCUAAAAUGAAGGGCACUUAUGUGGAGCGCGACCGUAAAAAAGAGAAGAAGAAGAUCAAAGGAGCCGACACAGCUGGAGCUAAGAAGGGUGUGCCGGGUGCUGCUGCGCCCAUGGUCGCCGGAGUACCAGCCGCCAUGCCUGGAAUGCCUCCCAUGAGCCAGGCUCCCCGUAUGAUGCACAUGCCAGGCCAGCCGCCGUAUAUGCCCCCUCCUGGUAUGAUGCCUCCUCCCGGGAUGGCGCCCGGUCAGAUACCUCCUGGUGCCAUGCCUCCUGGUCAGAUGAUGCCCGGACAGAUGGCUGGACAAAUGCCGCAGCAGGUUGCAGAAAAUCCUCCCAAUCACAUCCUCUUCCUCACCAACCUGCCAGAGGAGACAAACGAGCUCAUGCUCUCGAUGCUCUUCAACCAGUUCCCUGGGUUCAAGGAGGUGCGUUUGGUGCCUGGUCGCCACGACAUCGCCUUUGUGGAGUUUGACAAUGAAGUGCAGGCUGGCGCUGCACGAGACGCACUACAAGGCUUUAAGAUCACACAAACGAACGCCAUGAAGAUCUCAUUCGCCAAGAAAUAACACCUAAAAAACGGCCUUUUUCUUACACACACACACACGCAUGCACACAGACCUUUUUUAUUAAUGUACCGCAGUCAGCAGAAACCUGAACUAAAACUUUUAGAAAUACACGUUUACGACUCAAUUCAUCACAGGCAGAGAAUUUGUUUCUCCUUCCUCCAGGAUUACAUGUAAGUAUGAAUUUUUUUGCAUCGAGUUGCUUUGUUUCAGCAUUCAACCCUGACUGAACAGUUAAGGAAUCAACAUUCAAGUAAUAUAAUCAUAACCCUACUGAUCAGUGUCACCCGUGGUUGACCUCUUUUUUUUUUUUUUUUUUUUUUACAUAAUCAAAUUUUAUGAGCAGCUUGAUGUGUCUUCUGUUUCUUUUAACUGUUUGUCAUGAAGCAUUGCACCCAGGGUCUGGUCUACCAGACAUUGUACCUGGAGCUUUUUUCUUUUUAUAAUUAAAACUUUUCUUUGCCACGG
Plectropomus leopardus (leopard coralgrouper) is the source of this 1375-nucleotide messenger RNA. RefSeq names its product small nuclear ribonucleoprotein polypeptide A (gene snrpa). Gene Ontology annotation, molecular function: RNA binding. NCBI's taxonomy places the organism in Eukaryota, Metazoa, Chordata, Actinopteri, Perciformes, Serranidae. The record is from RefSeq and is a predicted model, not a curated record.